AUGUCUGUCCAAGAAGUGUCUUAUCCCUCUGGGGACUCGCUCGCCUCGUGCGAAGUUUCACGGCUUCAACGCCACGGAUACCUCUUUGGGAAGAAGCUGGCCAAUUCCCUUUCACCCUUUCUUCACAAUGUCAUCUAUCAAGAUCUUGGCCUGCGAUGGGGUCAGGUCCGACUCGACUCGGCGGAUAUUCCCUCCUUCUUGAAGCUUGCCCAACACCCCGACUUUUACGGCGCUUCGGUAACAAUGCCCAACAAGGUCGCCAUCAUCCCCUACUUGGAUGAGCUGACUGAAGAGUGCCGCGACGUCGGUGCUUGCAACACACUUUUCCUCCGGGAACAAGACGGCCGCCGCAUCUUCUGCGGCGCCAACACCGACGUCAUCGGCAUUCGCGACGCCUUCUACCAAAAUAUCGCUGACCCAGACGGCGUGUUCCACGAGAAGCCCGCCCUCGUGGUCGGCGGUGGCGGCGCAGCCCGCAGCGCCAUCUACGCCCUGCGCAAGUGGAUGAAGGUCAAGGCCAUCUACCUCGUCAACCGCGACGAGUCAGAGGUUGAAGCCGUCAUCAAGGACUGUGCGGAGCGCGGCUACGGCGAUGACCUUGUUCACGUGAAAACGGUCUCGCAAGCCCUGGACCUCGAAAGCCCCGGCGCCAUCGUGGCGUGCGUGCCAGACUUUGAGCCCCAAACAGCAGAGGAGAUUCUCGCACGACGCAUUACCGAGACAUUUUUGGAAAAGGAGCGCAAGGGUGCCAUUUUGGAGAUGUGCUACAACCCUACACCGUUUACGCGGUUGGGUGCGCUGUCCGAGGAGAAUGGGUGGCAGGUUAUUCUUGGUACUGAGGCGUUGAUCUGGCAGGGUCUGGAGCAGGAUAAGUACUGGACUGGAAGGCCGAUAGAGGAGCUUCCGAGGGAAAAGGUUCAGUUGGCCAUUGCGGAAAAGGUUGCUCAUAGGGCUCAGGAGUCGAAGCUGUGA
Molecule: messenger RNA, 972 nt
Organism: Fusarium keratoplasticum
Lineage: Eukaryota; Fungi; Ascomycota; Sordariomycetes; Hypocreales; Nectriaceae
Product: Shikimate-dh-N domain-containing protein
Exons: 2
Coding region: 1-972 (323 amino acids)
Biological process (GO): chorismate biosynthetic process; shikimate metabolic process
Molecular function (GO): shikimate 3-dehydrogenase (NADP+) activity
Source: RefSeq, a predicted model, not a curated record